GCAAUAAAAUGGCAGCAACAGCACUUGAGCUAAGCAACAGUGAUAUACAGGGUCUAUGCCAGAGUUAUCUAAACCAAAAUGAGCUUGACGCCAUCUUUGAGAUAGUCAGCUAUCAGCUGCAGCGAACUUCAGAUGCGCCCGCUGGCUUUCUGGGCAGUCAUUUCUAUUUGCAAGUGCUGCUGCAACUGCAGGACAAUGAGCUGAAGACGCUGCUCUUCUUCUGCAAGUCGGCGCCACAGGGCAAUGCCACACGCAUGGAAUAUCUGGAGGACUUUGGCGUGUUCCAAAAGGAAAUUGCCGUCUAUCAGCAUGUGCUGCCGGCGCUACAAGCGGUGGUGGCUGAGGUGGCGCCCAAGUGUUACUAUGCGGAUAAGAAUCUGCUGGUGUUUGAGAAUCUUAUAGAUCAAGACUAUCGCAUGGGCGCCGAGCGCGAUGGCGUGCUCAACUAUGAGCAGCUGCAUUGUUGCCUCAAGACUUUGGCUGCCUUGCAUGCUGGCUCCAUUAUACAGGAUCAGCGUGGUGCCAAGCGCCUGGAGCUGCAGGAGAACUCCUAUCCAUUGAAUGUGCCGCCCGAGCAUUUGCGCAUGGUUAACUUUAAUCAAGCCUGCGAGGUGCUCAAGUGUUUUAUACAAACCAUACCCAAAUAUCAAAGUCGCUUGGAUUAUAUUCUGGCCAACUUUACGCCGCGCAUGAGCAAGAUUUUCGAGCUGGUGCAAACCUCCAAGACGCGUCUCAAUGUUGUCUCGCAUGGCGAUCUCUGGGCCAACAAUAUUCUCUUUCAAUAUGGCAAAUAUGGCGAGACGCCUUUGCAGUGCCGCUUUGUGGAUUUUCAGCUCGCUCGCUACGCUCCUCCGGCCAUGGAUCUGCUCACAGUGCUCUCCAUUCCCACCACCAGUCAAUUUCGUGCUGCUCAUCUGCAUGAACUGCUAGCUGAAUAUUAUCGCUUCAUGUCGGAAUUUCUAAAACGCGCUGAUCUUGAUAUUGCCAACAUUUUACCAGAGGCUGACUUCUACGACUCUGUGAGGGAGUGUCGCAUUGGCGGUCUUAUCGAGAGUUUGCUGUUCUCCCAUCUGGUCAUCUUACCCACAAACUGCACACGUGAGCUUACAAGCUCUGCGGAUGGCUUCAGAGAUUUCUUUAGCCGCAAACGCAUUGAAAUCUGCAUGAAGGCCUUCAAUACAGAUGAGACUUAUCGAAGUCGCUUGCUGGACAUGCUGCAGGAUUUUGUAGACAACUAUGUGCUGCAAUCUUGAGUUAAGAGCGGUAUUUCUACUCAAACAGUUCCUAAUUAAACAUUUAUAAGAGCUGACUAUAAUGUA
Drosophila busckii is the source of this 1319-nucleotide messenger RNA. RefSeq lists its product as uncharacterized. NCBI's taxonomy places the organism in Eukaryota, Metazoa, Arthropoda, Insecta, Diptera, Drosophilidae. The record is from RefSeq and is a predicted model, not a curated record. The coding region runs from base 9 to 1253 and encodes 414 amino acids. The transcript has a single exon.